AAACGGAAGUACGCGCCCACACACGCGCGCGCGCACAACUUGAGCGCUUAAACUUGAUGAAGUUUUGCUCCAAAGUUGACAGUGAGCGCGGACCAGCACGUCGUUCAGCAGCAUGGCAGCAGGCAAGUGGUGGCUUUGGUGCGUCGUGUGGCUCCUCGUCCGUCGUGGCUCCUGCAAAAGGCAUGGACACGAUGGAGCGCCGCACGAGCCCCUCAUCUUCAGCGAGCUGUGCGCCCUGAAGGACGAGUCGGGGCCCUGCAAGGCCAUUAAGGAGCGCUUCUUCUUCGACGUCAACACCAGGACGUGCCAGGUGUUCGAGUAUGGAGGCUGCGGAGGGAACAGCAACAACUUCGAGAGCCUGGAGGAAUGCGAGAGAACGUGCAUCGUCACAGAUGACAAGGACCCGUGUCACCUCCCGGAGGCUCCGGGUCCCUGUCGAGGGCUGGUGACGCGCUACUUCUUCGACACGGAGAGUCAGCAGUGCAAGAGCUUCUUCUACGGCGGCUGCUUCGGCAACGCUAACAACUUCAAGAGCAUGGAGGCCUGCCAGGCCAAGUGCCAGAACCCAGCAAAACCCAGUCAGGCGCCGGAGCUGAGGCGGUUGGAAGAUGCUCAGCCGACCUUCUUAACUGGAGAACAGACUGUGUUUGAGUCUCAAGUGCAACUGAACAACGCUAAUCAAGAAACAAAAGAUCUGAAGCGCGACCCCGCGUGCUUGAGCCCCGAGGAGAGGGGAACGUGUGAGGGAGAGGACAGGAGGUUCGCCUUCGACCCGGCCACCCGGAGGUGCCGCGCGUUCAUCUACAGCGGCUGUGGGGGAAACGACAACAACUUCCAAACCCGCAAGCAGUGCUUCAAGAAGUGCAUCAAGCGCAAGAGCGGUCACAGGCAGGGCAUCCCGGUGAGGAGGAAAGUCUACUACAAGUUGCCUCACUCGGAUCAAGCUUUGCAUUAAAGCCUAGGCGACGGCUGCUGUAUUUAUGUGCAUUUCCUGUUUGUGUGUGUCACUGGGCUUCAUUGUGACUCCAGUGUUAUAUGUGGCGUCAGUAUAUUGGACAACACACAUAUUUGCUUUGCUGCUGUCUCUCUUUUUUGCAUAUCUAUAAGUUACUGUAAGAAAAGCACCAAAGUCUUCAGGUUUGUUGUUCCAGUAGCUAAAUAGUCGCUUUGCUGCUUUUCUACAGUGUUUUAGGCAACGGCAGUGCUGCAGGCUGAAAGUGGCCUGUUCCAUCAUGACGCUAUCAAACACUGAUGUUGUUGUUGUUGUUGUAUCAAAGGAAGCAACUUAACUUUAAGAGUGAGGAGAACUUUGGUUCCACUUUUAAAGCCUCUGUUUGGCUUCAGCUCUGUGAACCUGACCUGCUUUAAUGUCAGCGUCUUAUCUACUGACCCAGACUCCAGAAGACGCUCCGCUUCCUUAUUCAUGCAGCCCGUCUCAAAGUGCAUCUGAGAGCAGGGUCGCACGAGGACAGGAAACAAAAAGAGUCUACACCUGUAAUAACCACUGUAAAUGUAAUGCAUCCAUUCAUAAUAAAGUCUAUACAGAG
Betta splendens (Siamese fighting fish) is the source of this 1547-nucleotide messenger RNA. RefSeq names its product tissue factor pathway inhibitor a (gene tfpia). The transcript is spliced from 7 exons. Bases 113 to 955 code for a protein of 280 amino acids. Gene Ontology annotation, molecular function: serine-type endopeptidase inhibitor activity. NCBI's taxonomy places the organism in Eukaryota, Metazoa, Chordata, Actinopteri, Anabantiformes, Osphronemidae. Gene Ontology annotation, biological process: negative regulation of peptidase activity. The record is from RefSeq and is a predicted model, not a curated record. Gene Ontology annotation, cellular component: extracellular region.